AGAGAGAGAGAGUCGCAUAGUGCAUCGAAGAGAGAGAGAGAGAACGAAAAAAACGAUACGCGAAGAAGCUUUUCCGCGAGGGAAACAGAAAUUGAAAGGAAUUUCCAUGGAGGAAUAGCUGAAUUAGGAAUCUCGCGAGGUGAAUUAAUGGAUUCCAUUUUCAUGGGAGUGUCUUGUUUCCGUGCGGAAUUGGUUUUGUCUUCGUGAUUUUGAAGCUUUUGAAGGGGGUUGGUUUUUGUUGGCGGAAACCCUAGGAGAGAGAAAAAUCACAAAUUAUAUCGUAAAUUUGUCUCUGUUUUGUGCCGUGGCCUUGCAUUCUCCUCGUUCCACGUCCAAUUCAGUAUCUUUGCAGGUCAACUGAAAUACUUCUGAACUUGUCAUCAAUUUCUGUCAGAAUUUGAAUUGAUGGGACAGUGAAGCUCGUUUGUGCUAAGGUGGUGAUGCAUGGAAGCAUUUCAGGAUCUGUCCUAGUAAAUGCUGAGGUUGAUUCCAUGGGAGGAGUUAUUGACAGCGGAGGUGGUAUUGGGGUCAAAACAUCACCACGUCUAGCAGCAAUCGAGAAGGCUCAGGCAGAUCUAAGGCAAGAGUAUGACGUUCGUGAAGAAAGAAGAAGAGAGUUGGAGUUUCUUGAGAAGGGUGGCAACCCCUUGGAUUUCAAAUUUGGCAAUACAACUUCACAAAGCGUCCAGUCCACGUCAUUGACCGAUCAUCAGGCAGAUCAUUUAGUAAGCAGUGAAGUCAAAGAUAGUUUUGCCUUGACUGCCUCACCACAUGGGGACUCUGUGGAGAGUAGUGGUAGACCUGGAGUUCCUACAGUUUCAGAACCCAAUUCAGCUGAUAAUCUUUUACUAUUUGAUGGGGAAAAUGAACCACUUGAAAGAGAAAGAAAUUCAAGAACUUCUAAUAAGAGAAACAGAACCGAAUCAGAGAGGUCCUCCCAAGCAAACGCUAACCAGAAUUCCAAGGAAAGGGAAGAUUCUGCCAUUUUUCGUCCUUAUGCUCGUAGGAACAGAUCAAAGAUAAACCGGGAGUCAACACGAUCAAAUUCAACAGAUUUAGCUCAGAAUCGUGGUGGUCUUGCGACCUCUCUAUCUGUUCGCAGAGGGUCAGUGGAUGGAAAGGUUGUAACACCUGAAACAGCUAACCAGAAGGAGAGGCAUAUGCCUUCUAUGUCUUGUCCAAGCUCUGAAACUUCAAAUGGUAACAUCAAUUCGAAAAAUGUAGUUUCCAGCAAUCCAUUAAACUAUGAGGUGGACAAUGUACCGGUUGUGCAAGAGACGAGUGCUGGCACAAAAAGUAGCCCGCUGACAGAUGAAGCAGAUAUUACAUUAAGGGAAAAUUCUGCAGUUGUGGCUUCUGGAAUGGCUGAUCUUGCUGGAGAGAAGGUUCAGGCAAUUCCUGCCAGUACAGAAGUCCAGUCUCACGAAGCUGAAACAGUAACUGGGCAAGUAACUAACUCGACCCAAUUGAAUGGUCUUGCAAGUUUUAAAAGAGAGAAAAAAAACUUAAGAAAUAACGCAGCUUCAUGGACAGAAGGGUUACAUUCGGAGUCUUCUCUUGCUAACAAUGUAGAUGUAGAUGUAGAUAAUGAGAAGGAUCUCCAUGAAGUGGGCAAAGCUGACUCCAACGGAAUCGCUAUGCAGAAGACUUUAAGAGCGGAGGGGUUGCUGAAUGAAACUGCUGGUGAAACGGUGAAUACAAAGAAUGAGAAUGAGGUUUGUGGCACUACUGCUGUUGCUAAUGAGGGGACUUCUGCGGAUGAAAACCAAAGAAAGUUGGUCAUAACUGAAAAUCAAAGUCAUAGAAGUACAUUUGAGUUGCAAAAUGAUGAGAAAUGUUCUUAUAAAACAGAAAGAAAGCAACAUGUUGACUUGGUUGUACUCGAAAAUGACAAGAAAGUCAGUAAUGUUUUAGUUGGCACUUCCAGUGACCAUUUGUGCCCUGGAAAGCCUGAAGCAUCAGCUGAAACCAGUUCCUGCAUAGUUAAUAAAAAUGUAGUUUCAGGAGCUGAUAUUACAGUAUCAAAAAAUCAACCUGAUUCAGAAGGUGGCUCGAUCUUGGUAGAUACCGUGAAGGAGGAUUCAAUCCUCGAGGAGGCACGGGUUAUACAGGCAAAGAGAAAGAGAAUUGCUGAGUUAUCUGUUGGUACAGUACCGGUGGAGGUCUGUAUAAAAUCUCAGUGGGAUUUCGUCCUUGAAGAAAUGAUAUGGCUGGCAAAUGAUUUUGCGCAGGAGCGCCUGUGGAAGAUGACUGCUGCUGCUCAAAUUUGCCAUCGAAUCGCCUUUACUUCUCAAUUGAGAUUUGAGGAAAAAAUUCAGCAUGGGAAGCUAAAAAAAUUAGCUUCUACCCUAGCUAAUGCCGUCUUGCAAUUCUGGUGUUGUGUGGAGCUGCCUGGGAAGCUUGAGGAAACAAGUUUGGUUGAUGACAAUGGAAAUACUGAUAAGGAGACUAGCAAAGAGUUUGGGUGUGAGAACAGUGGAAAAUGUUCAACUCUUGGUGUCGAAGAAUAUGCUCGUAGAUUUUUGAAGUAUAGCAACUCUUCUCCCUCCCAUCUUCAAGCAGCAGCACCAUCAACACCUGACAAUUUGUGCGACCCAGGCAUAUUGGAAACAUCUUGGGAUGAUCAACUUACAGAAGAAAGCCUCUUUUAUUCAGUUCCAUCUGGUACAAUGGAGGCCUACCGAAAGUCUAUUGAAUCUCAUCUCGCACGAUGCGAGAAAUCUGGAAGUAGCAUGCAGGAGGAGGUUGAGACAUCUGCUUAUGAUGCUGCAGGAGCUACAGGAUACAAUACCAUUGCAUAUGAUGACGAUGAAGGAGAAACGAGCACCUAUUAUGUGCCUGGAGCUUUUGAAUGUACCAAAUCAUCUAAUUUAAGCCACAAGAAAAGGAAGAACUUGAUGAAGUCACAUUCUGCUCGGUUGUAUGAUAUUGGAGCUGAUUUGCCAUAUGGCAGCUACGCAGGUGGGUCCAGUCAACCAACAGUGAUGGGGAAAAGGCCUGCGAGUAAUAUAAAUGUUGGUUCAGUGCCUACGAAGCGCAUGCGUACUGCUUCCAGGCAGAGGAUGAUUAGCCCUUUUGGCAGUGUUACAGCUGGAACUUUACAAGUGCCCUUAAAGACAGAUAGUGGCGACACUAGUUCAUUUCAGGAUGAAGAAAGUAGUUUGCAUGGUGGAUCUAUGGUUCAGAAAGGUGCAGAGGUUGAAUCAAGUGGGAACUUUGAGAGGCAGUUAGCUUACGACAUGGCUGAAACUUCUGGAAAACCUAAAAAGAAGAAGAAAGUUCAUCUGGGUUCUGGAUAUGAUCAGACUUGGCAUCGUGAUUCAACAGUCCAUGGUGAACAGAAGGAUCAUUGGAAGAAGCGACCAGAGGCUAAUCAUUUUGAUACGAAUGGAUCGAUACCCUCUCCUGCAGUAUCUCAGAUGAGCAAUAUGUCCAACUCUAACAAAUUUAUUAAAUUGAUUGGAGGUCGUGAUAGGGGCAAAAAAAUAAAAGGCCUGAAGAUUUUUUCUGGUCAACAAGGUUCUUCUGGAAAUCCAUGGUCACUAUUUGAGGAUCAGGCGCUUGUUGUUCUGGUGCAUGAUAUGGGCCCUAAUUGGGAGCUCAUAAGUGAUGCAAUGAACAGCGCUCUCAAAAUUAAGUGUAUAUAUCGCAAUCCAAGUGAAUGCAAGGAACGACAUAAGAUUCUAAUGGAUAGGAGUGCUGGUGAUGGUGCUGAUAGUGCUGAAGACUCGGGAACUUCUCAGUCCUAUCCGUCUACACUGCCAGGCAUCCCGAAGGGAAGUGCUAGGCAGUUGUUCCAACGUUUGCAAGGGCCAAUGGAGGAGGAUACCCUCAAGUCCCAUUUUGAGAAGAUUUGCUUGAUUGGGAAGAAAUUGCACUAUAGAAGAACUCAGAACGAUGCCCGGGAUCCCAAGCAGAUAGUACCAGUCCACAAUUCUCAAGUUAUGGCUCUUUCUCAAGUAUUCCCAAAUAACCUGAAUGGAAGUAUCCUCACGCCCCUCGAUCUAUGUGAUGCGACGACUUCAGGUCAAGAUGUAUUUCCCCUUGAAAAUCCAGGUUUGCCAAUGUUGAAUCCGGGAACAUCAGGGCUUCCUUCUUCUGGAGCAAACCCGUCAACAUCUGGAUCUGGAGCUGUUCUCGGUAAUAACUUGUCAACGACUUCUGGUCCAGCCAGUGCUUCUGUCAGGUGCUUGCAUUUAUUCAAUGUACCUAGAGUAUCUUUGGCAGUUGACGAGCAACACCGUCUCCAAUAUAAUCAGAUGUUGUCUGGAAGAAACCAGCAGCCGACAGCUGGGGGGGCUGUUCAUGGACACCGUAUGGUACCUGGUGGUAAUGCCAUGAGCCCGAGUGGACCGAAUAGGACGACACCUUUGUCAAGGCCUGGUCUUCAAGGAAUGGGCUCAUCAACCAUACCAAACUCUGGCAGCAUGCUUUCCUCUGGUACGGUGGGAAUGCCAAACACUGGAAAUACUCACUCUGGAGUGGGCUCUUCUCAAGGAAACACUAUGUUGAGGCCUCGUGAAGCUAUGCAGCAUAUGAUGCGGAUGCAGGCUACGCAAGGGAAUGGUCAGGGGAUUCCGGCUUUCGGUGGUUUGAGCUCUGGUUUCACGAGCCAGACAACUCCCCCUUUCCAGACCUAUCCAGGCCAUCUUUCUCAGCCGCAUCAAAUGUCCUCACAGCAGACACACGUGCUUGGAAACACUCAUCAUCCUCAUACCCAGAGCCCCGGACAUGCAACUGGAGCGCAGCAGCAAGCAUAUGCAAUUCGUCAAAGGCAUUUGCAUCAGCGGUAUAUGCAGCAGCAGCAGCAGCAGCAGUUUCCAGCUUCUGGUGCUACAAUGCCGCAUCUAUCACCUCAACCUCAAGUUCUUCCAAUCUCUUCCUCCCCUCAAAACAGUCCUCAAAUGCAACCACUUGUCUCACCAUCAAUGCCUCCAGCCACGGCACAACAGACCCCACAGAAACCUCAGUUGCCACCUCAUACUCUCGGUGGGAAUACUCAGUCUGGUCCUUCCGGGGUGAACAGUCAGGCUGGAAAACAACGGCAGCGGCAACUCCAGCAACAGUUUCAGCAGUCUGGGAGACAGCACCUGCACCAGCGGCAACAGCAGAAUAAGCUCUUGAAGGGAAUGGGAAGAGGAAACCUGAUGCAACAGAAUAUCUCUGUUGACUCGUCAAACCCAAAUGGUCUUUCUAUGGGCCCUGCAACUGCAAUACAGGCUACCGAAAAGGGGGAACCCACCAUGGCUCCAUCUAUUCCUGCUCAGCCAUCGAACGGGCCCAGCAUGAGCACACAUCAGCAGUCUAAACCGCUGGUUCCUUCGCAAGCGUCAAAUCUUUCUCAUCAACAGCCAAAAGCAUUUCCCGGUGCUCCAUCUCCUUUGUCCCAGCAACUUCAGCCGAUGCGUAAGAAUGCGGAUAAUAGCAUCCAAGGGCAGGUUUCGCCAAUGACCCCAGGUAAGACCUUAUCCAUGAUGUCUACUCCCUCAGUUACCCAGAAGCAGGGAAAUCAAGUGCAAAUGACUGCUGCUCAGAGAAUCCUUCAACAUAAUCAUCUGGGGAACUCUGAUUUAUCGAGGAAAUCACAAACUGAAGUUACUCCACGUGAUCCGCAAUGUGUGAACAAUGCCACGCAGAUGGCGAAUACAAAGGAUGGUCCGCCGCCUCAGCCUAGUAUCGAAAACCCUAACAUGAGAGCAGCUGCUUCCCCAGCUACCAAUUCUCCCCCGAAGGCAUCAGAAACACCUUUGUCCGAUUCCUCUGUGCAAAACACUGCAGCAUCUAAAGUAGUUACUGGCUCUCAUUCGGAUUCAGCUGGGAGUGAACCAGUACCAAAGUCGGGUCAAGAAAUAGGUCAGGAACACUUACCUGGUGGUUUUCCUAGUCAUGACCUUAAGGCCGGCACUCAAAGACCACAACAAUCUGGGCCAUCAAUACAAAAGCGAAGCCAGUUGUCUGAGCAGGAGAAGCAAUAGCAGCAGCAACAGCCAGUAGAAAAUCAGAAACAUCUCUCUGUUGUUGAGCGGCCAUAGCUGCAGCCACAGAAGGAACUGCCAUCACAAGCAGAGCACAGAAAAUGUUAUGGUCCAUGCCCCUCCUGACACAAAGGUGGAACGAGAGAGCGAUGCGGAUGAAGUCCUCCGAGGUAUAUGGACAUUGUACAGCCCUUGCAGAUGGAGAAUGCUAACUUGAAGUGGAUGAUGGGAGAAUGUGAUGAUUCUUACUGGUCUUUUUAGCCUUUCUUUGUAACAUAGAGGAGAGAGGGAGAGAGGUGAAGGUAAGGAGAUGGGCGCAACUUCAUUUAUAUUUUUUCCCCAACAAAAAAAAAGGUCCAUUUUGGAAAAUCAAUCAAUGUAAAUUUACCACUUUGGCAUCAUAGCUCUUUCUAUGUCU
Messenger RNA from Tarenaya hassleriana, 6393 nucleotides. RefSeq names its product chromatin modification-related protein EAF1 B-like. The transcript has 23 exons. Lineage: Eukaryota; Viridiplantae; Streptophyta; Magnoliopsida; Brassicales; Cleomaceae. Bases 441 to 5975 code for a protein of 1844 amino acids. The record is from RefSeq and is a predicted model, not a curated record. Gene Ontology annotation, cellular component: NuA4 histone acetyltransferase complex.